AUGAGCCUGAAUGUGAAAGAACUACAACAAAAAUCAAGAAAAAAGCACAAAGUAUUGGGUUUUCGUCAUUUAUUGAUGAAAAAGAAGCCAUGAAGAAUUCGCUAUAUCAGUGACUCGCUUCCAAAAAGUUGGAUACGUGCUUUGGCGUGUUAUAUCAAAAUGGCUUUGAUGAUUUGGAAUGUAUAUUUGAACAAAUGAGGUCAGAAAUGCCGCUGAAUAAUGAAGUUUUGACUAUCAUUGGGAUUCAUAAGCCAGGCUACCGAUAUCGGCUUUUGGCAUGACUUGAAGAGGACUGCAAAAAGCCGCUUUCGAACCUGAACAAUAAAAACUCCUUACUCCCCCCCCCCCUCCGUGAGCGAACAAAACCAUUAGAAAAAUCGCCAUUUUUUGACAAAAAACCCACCCUCCGUGAGUGAACAAAAAUUUUUUUAAUAGAAAAAAUUUUAAUGGAAAAAAAAUUUUGAUAUAUAAGUGAUAAUUAGUAUAAUGAAAUCUAGAGCUAAUUCUGUUUAAUUUUAAACAAAUUGCGUUUUAAAACAUAAAUUUUGCAAAUUAAAUUAAUAUUUGCUUCCCAAUUUUUUGCAAAUUAGGAUUUUUUAAAUUUCGAAAAAAAAUAUUUUUUAUAAAAUUUAUAUAUAAAUUUUUUUUAAAAAAAAAAAUUAACCCCCCUCCGUGAGCGAACAAAAUUUUUUUGUUCGCUCACGGAGGGGGGGGGAGUUAG
This is a messenger RNA of Blepharisma stoltei, 721 nucleotides long. The record is from the annotation of a GenBank genome assembly. NCBI's taxonomy places the organism in Eukaryota, Ciliophora, Heterotrichea, Heterotrichida, Blepharismidae.